Molecule: messenger RNA, 726 nt
Organism: Rhizopus microsporus ATCC 52813
Lineage: Eukaryota; Fungi; Mucoromycota; Mucoromycetes; Mucorales; Rhizopodaceae
Product: translation initiation factor eIF3 subunit
Exons: 5
Coding region: 1-726 (241 amino acids)
Cellular component (GO): eukaryotic translation initiation factor 3 complex; cytoplasm
Molecular function (GO): translation initiation factor activity
Source: RefSeq, a predicted model, not a curated record
AUGAGUGAUUGGGAAGAAGAAUUUGAGCAAGUCAAUAAAGUCGCCAGCACAAAACCUAAAAUGGCUUGGGAUGACGAAGACACCGAAGAUAAUAACAAUAAUGUCAAAGAAGACUGGGAUGAAUCUGAAGAAGAAGAAGAACCAAAGAGGGAACAAAAAGUCGAAACAAAGACAGUGACGCCACCUGUUAAAAAGAAUUUGACCUUGAAGCAAAAGAUUGCUGAAAAGGAAGCAUUAUUAAAAGAACAAAAGAAAAAGAAGGCUGCUUUGGCCAACCGUUUCUUGGAUGGUGAAACUGAAGAAGAAAAGUUUGAACGCGUACACGGUAUCAAAGGAGGAGAAGGAGAAGAAGCAGCCGAAGCUCCCAAGAAGGCACCUUCAAAGCCUGUAGAAUCAUUAAAGCCACGCACGCGUGCUGAUUUUGAAGAAUUCAGACAGUUGCUCACUGAUUUGAUCCUUCAACAUUCUAAUGUAUCUGGUUAUGCCACUUUCCUUGAGCAAUUAGCUCGUGAUCUGGCUGACCCCAUGAAGGAUAUGGACAUUCGUAAGGCAGCCUCCAGUUUGACAGCACUUGCUAAUGAUAAACAACGACAACAAAGAGAAGCACUCAAGAACAAUAAGAAGACAAAGGGCAAGGGUCAAUCAGCCAAGACAGCAACGCCAGCACCAGCAGCGCCCACAAGAGAAUACUCUACUACAUAUGAUGAUUUUGAUGACUUUAUGUAA